AUGGCUCGACUGGCCACAUAUGUUACCGCGGAGUGUGAUUCUACACUGCUGCGACGGAAGUCGAAGACCACGUCCGCUCAGGGGAUCUCGAGUCACACGGCAGGCAUUGCCUGGAGCUGGUUUGUUGUCACUAUUCCUAUCACGGGGCUGAUGGUCGCCUUGCUGGUGAUGGUGUUCCAUUACAGCCUUAAUCAUGGAGACUAUCCAUUCGAAAGCCUGCGCUUGCCAUCCGUAGAAGAUGAAAGUGAUGUGUUAUAUGUUAGCCUGAACUCCGGUAUUAUCCUCUUUGUUACAUCGUGGGCCAGCUCUCUGGCCCCCUAUUGUCAGGGGAGUUGUGUGGAUCGCUUACCCACCCCAUAUCAAUUGGCAUUGACUUUGAAACUCAUCGAUGGGAGUGCACUUGGUGGAAUAUGGAAUUGGAUUCUCUAUCUCUUUUCGUGGAGGAAGAACCGUCAGCCGCAGACACCUCCUCUCGUUGUGGCCUCCAGUGUUGCCGGGCUUGCAACGAUUCUAGGAUUACUCGUGUCUGUUGCUGAUACCUGGCUCCACCUAACAACAAGCACGGCGCCCUUUAUCGCCGUCUUUAACUGCUCGGCUGCUUUUAAUGGGCUCGCUGGCGGAGCAGUCCUGGAAAGUGCAUUCUUCGAGGGCAAGCUGGACGCGAAAACUACGGACGUGGUCCCGGAUCCGACCGAGUUUGUGCAAGGCCUCCAUGGAACGGAAACUGUCAGCAACACCUCCGUGAGCAAUGUUUGGCAGACGAGCGUGUCGUACAACAACGACUUUUGUGUUCAUAACUUCAGACAAGCCACUCAAACCGCAAUCUUCAGCGCCACUGGCCAGGAUUUCGCCAACAAGGUUGCCAUGGCCUUUAGCAAGAUGACUCUUGCCAUGGGUGCUCGAGGCGUCGACCAGCAGCCAGCAUUAGCCGCACAGGAACAAGAGACAGUGCUCGCAGCCCGCAUUCCUAGGGCUCCGCUGCUCACUUUGGUCGUAUUUAGUCUGCUGUAUGUUCUAUAUGGCUUAAUACUUACCGCGCUUGCAGUGUGGGCGGCCCGGCGUAAAAUCCCGCAUUUGCAGGCUGGGCUUAGCAUCGCCGGCCUAGUUACAGAUCAAUUUAAAGAACCUAGCUCACGAUGCAAGCCCAACUGUGUUAAGGACAUGUUCGAGGAGCACUUAGGGAAGGCAGACAAGCGCGUGGGAAUUGAGUCUAUCGGUGACGAUAGGACUUAUAGGUAUAUUGCCCGGAAGACAACACAGGGCUCUAACCCCGUGACUGAGCUGUGA
Molecule: messenger RNA, 1287 nt
Organism: Aspergillus tanneri
Lineage: Eukaryota; Fungi; Ascomycota; Eurotiomycetes; Eurotiales; Aspergillaceae
Exons: 6
Coding region: 1-1287 (428 amino acids)
Source: RefSeq, a predicted model, not a curated record